ACGGACAGACGGACGAUGAUCGAUAGUUUCUGGCAUAACAGAAGCCAGCCAUGGAUUUUGAAAUAACCAAAGUAUAGCGGCUGAGGUUUGGUUUACAAUAUCCUUCUCACACUCCCGCCAGGUAGAUGGCGGUAUGAAUGUUUUGUAUGUUUAUUGUCCUUUGCACGUUUCAGCGAAGUGCUGUUUACACUCCAGUGCACUAGAUGGCAGUGUGCAUUUUCUGAAUACUCAUCCUCCUCUGUACGUUUCCACCCAACUGCUGUUUCACACUCCAGCCCAGUAGAUGGCGAUAUGUACUUUAGGUGCUGAUGUUGCUAAUCUGAAGAGAUGACCUCAAAUCCUCCUGGCCAGGGUUUUCAGAACAAAAACCGGGUGGCUAUUCUAGCUGAGCUGGAUAAGGAGAAAAGACGACUGAUCCAGAAUCAGACCAUGAACAGUCCGGGGGCCAGCAUUCCUCUCUCAAGACCUGCUGUGAAUAAGGAUUUCCGAGAUCACGCAGAGCAGCAACACAUCGCAGCUCAACAAAAGGCUGCUUUACAGCACGCACACGCACAUUCCUCCGGCUUCUUCAUCACUCAAGAUUCUUCCUUCGGAAACCUCAUACUCCCGGUGUUGCCACGUCAAGAAGCAGAAUAACGGAGACCAAGAUGAGAAAACUAAAUAUUUCAGGAGAUUGUGUCCUGUUGCCAUCUGUUUGUGUUACGUAGAAACUGAUGUAUUAGUGAAGGUGUUUUCUGCCAAGCAGAGAGGACAGUUCAGUGUGUAUUCAGGUCACUUGAAGGAGUCUCAGGUUGUCAUUUUGAUGGCAGUUAUCUCUUAAGAUUUAAAAAGGGUUGAUCGAUUCCCAAACUUACUUGUAUUGUGUAUCAAGGUUCAUUUAGUGGUUCAGUACAUCUACGAGGGCACAGAUGGUGUCAUAUCAUGGGGCAGAUAGAUGCCCGGAAUACCCCGAUCCCCCCGCCAGGUGCCUGCCUGUAGCCGUGAGACCGUAAACGGCCUUGCUUCUCACAUAAAAACCUGAGUGCCUAAAACAUCUCUGCUCUGGCCUGGAGAUACUGGGUACAGAGAUUUUAUUUUCAUGCUUUGAUUGAUGUGAAUGUCAAUAAAAUUAUCAAGAAAA
Brienomyrus brachyistius is the source of this 1120-nucleotide messenger RNA. RefSeq names its product ints3 and nabp interacting protein. Gene Ontology annotation, biological process: DNA repair. Gene Ontology annotation, cellular component: nucleus; SOSS complex; nucleoplasm. The coding region runs from base 328 to 636 and encodes 102 amino acids. The transcript is spliced from 5 exons. Lineage: Eukaryota; Metazoa; Chordata; Actinopteri; Osteoglossiformes; Mormyridae. The record is from RefSeq and is a predicted model, not a curated record.